Molecule: messenger RNA, 3927 nt
Organism: Cyprinus carpio (common carp)
Lineage: Eukaryota; Metazoa; Chordata; Actinopteri; Cypriniformes; Cyprinidae
Product: zinc finger protein 501-like
Exons: 2
Coding region: 292-1824 (510 amino acids)
Biological process (GO): regulation of transcription by RNA polymerase II
Cellular component (GO): nucleus
Molecular function (GO): DNA-binding transcription activator activity, RNA polymerase II-specific; RNA polymerase II cis-regulatory region sequence-specific DNA binding
Source: RefSeq, a predicted model, not a curated record
UUACAGACGUUAAACAUUGAAUGGGGUCACUUUUAUGUUCACUUUUCUCAGCUUUAAACAAGUUACCAAAAAUAAAUAAUUUUUACUUUUAUUUCAGAGUUCAUUGACGAGAAAGAGGAGAAUGAAGAAUUCAGUGAAGUUGAGGAGAAAAAUCAUGUCAAAACUGGAGGAAAACCUUUGAGUUGCUCUCAAACCAAACAGAAAGAUUUAAAGAAAAAAAGAGUCAAGAAAACUUUCACCUGUGCUCAGUGUGGAAAGAGUUUCACACACAAAACAAGUUUUGACCGUCACAUGAGAAUUCAUACUGGAGAGAAACCUUUCACUUGUGAUCAGUGCGGGAAGAGUUUCAAACAAUCAGCAAACCUUAAGAGACACAUGAACAUCCACACUGGAGAGAAACCGUACACAUGUGAUCAAUGCGGUAAAAUGUUUUUAUGGGCUUCACUUCUGAAGAAACACUAUGAAGUUCAUGCAAAGGAGAAGCCACAUUCAUGUCAUUUUUGUGGUAAGAGUUUUUUGCAUCUACAGAGUUUGAAAGUACAUCAGAAAAUACAUACUGGUGUGAGAGAAUACAUGUGCUUUGAGUGUGAAAAGACUUUUAGUUCAGCGAGCAGUUUAAAACUGCACCAGAGGAUCCACACUGGAGAGAAACCUAAUAAGUGUUCACACUGUGACCAGAGAUUCAGUAAUUCAUCAAAUCUGAAAACACAUGAGAGGAUCCACACUGGAGAGAAACCUUAUAAAUGUUCACACUGUGACCAGAGAUUUAAUCAAUCAGCAAAUCUGAAAACACACAAGAGGAUCCACACUGGAGAGAAACUUUAUAAGUGUUCACAUUGUGACAAGAGAUUCAAUCAAUCAGCAUAUCUGAAAACACAUGAGAGGAUCCACACUGGAGAGAAACCUUACAAGUGUUCACACUGUGACAAGAGAUUCAGUGAUUCAUCAAGUCUGAUAACACAUGAGAGGAUCCACACUGGAGAGAAACCUUACAAAUGUUCACACUGUGACAAGAGAUUCAGUGAUUCAUCAUGUCUGAAAUCACAUGAGAGGAUCCACAAUGGAGAGAGACCUUAUAAGUGUUCACACUGUGACAAGAGAUUCAGUCAUUCAGCAAAUCUGAAAACACAUGAGAGGAUCCACACUGGAGAGAAACCUUAUAAGUGUUCUCACUGUGACAAGAGAUUUAAUCAGUUGCUAAGUCUGAAAACACAUGAGAGGAUCCACACUGGAGAGAAACCUUAUAAGUGUUCACACUGUGACAAGAGAUUCAUUGUUUCAUCACAUCUGAAAACACAUGAGAGGAUUCACACCGGAGAGAAACCUUAUAAGUGUACACACUGUGACAAGAGAUAUAGUGAUUCAUCAAGUCUGAAAAGACAUGAGAGGAUCCACACUGGGGAGAAACAUUAUAAGUGUUCACAUUGUGACAAGAGAUAUAUUGAUUCAUCAAGUCUGAAGAGACAUGAGAGGAUCCACACUGGAGAGAAACCUUAUAACUGCUCUCAUUGUGGAAUUAGUUUUACAAAGAAAGGACAGCUUGGGAAGCACAUGCUAAUUCAUACUGGAAUAAAGCCUUUCAGCUGCUCUCAGUGUGAAAAGAGUUUCACACGUAAAUCAAGCCUUAAGGAUCACAUGUUAAUUCAUGCUGGGAUAAAGCCUUUCUCAUGCUCUCAGUGUGGAAAGAGUUUUACACAGAAAGGACAAUUUAAUAAUCAUUUGAUAAUUCACACUUCAGAAAAUCCUUUCUCCUGCUCUAAGUGUGGAAAGAGUUUUACAUAUAAAUCAAAACUUAAGAGGCACAUGUUAAUUCAUGCUGGGUAAAAGUCUUUCACUUGCUCUCAGUGUGGAAAGAGUUUCACACAGAAAGGACACUGCAAGGUUCAUCUGGUAACUCACUCUUCAGAAAAGUCUUUCACCUUAAACAGUUAAAGUAAAUGACUGUUUUUCUGAAUGGCUGUUGUCAUCUACUGGAUCACCUCAAGGAUGUGUUCUCUCUCCUUUAUUGUUUAUCUUGUUCAAAAAUGACUGUAAGAGUAGUUAUUAGGGCUGUGAUGGUGGCAGAUUUUUACCACCGCGGUGGCGAUGUAGUAUUUGGUUUCCCAACAAGGUCCAUUGCCCAACACAAAAUUAAUUUGCUGAAAGCAUAAACUGUAUUUUCAAGCCUGCCAAUCUAAAGAUAACGCUGUGUAUGGCCUUUGAGGUAAUUUGUGAAUUAACAUAACUUAUAGUCUAAAUAAAACAAUUUGCAACUGUAUACAAAACUACAUAUUAUGCUUGUUAUAGAGUAUGCAACAUCACAUGCAAUACCGCUAGUGGCAGUAGACAACCAUGGUAGCAACCGACCACUGCAUAUUAUAAAAUUUGCUGAUGAUUCUGUAAUCUUUAGCUUAAUGAGUGAGGAGGACUCCAUGUUUGGUCCUGUCGUUGAUGAUUUUAUUAUGUGGUGUCAAAAUGCUUUCUUAAAACUUAAAGAAACAAUAUGUAAUUUUCGCCUCUGGAGGGCACAUAUUCAAAAUAAACAAAUACCAGGUAGCGUAGUUUGAUGACAACAUGACUGAGUGUGGAAUCAUGGGAGUUGCCGUCUUCAUCUUCACUGCCGAUGCUUCACACACUCGGGCAGAAAUCAUGUUUAUGGAUGAGCUACUGAUUUAUUAACGUAGUAGAAUAAAGCAGGGUGAAGCUGAAAGCUGGCGAAGCAGAACGAGGCUGCUGAACGAGUGUGACACACGUACGGCUCGAAAGCAGCGGAGCUUUUAUUAUGCCACAGUCGACCACUUCCGCUCCCUCAGGUCGUGCGUAUGAGGGGUAAAGCAGCGCUGUUUUAUCAUACUAGAUACAUUUGAAAGAUCUGUUAUAAUGCUAGUCUGUGCGGUCGUCAACGGUCUAUUAAAACACACACCACAUAUUAGUCUUUGGUGUUUUUUCAAAACAAAACUGAAAUAGAGGGGUUAUGAUGUCACUGGCAGGCGACAGUGACACUAUGGCCACUGUCUGUGUAACUAGUUAAAAUUGCUUAUUUUUCUGGAUUUAAACAUUCUUCGAAACAUUUGGGAUAAUGUAAGUACACAAGUCAACAAAAUAUAGAACACUGUUCUAGUGGUUUUUGGAUAUUUUAAUUUAAAAAAUCACAUAUUGUGCCUUUAAUGUUUUUUAAAACUAAGGAGAUGGCUAUUGAUUGUAACUCUAGGAGGAAAUCUAUUUAGUAUAAGCAAACAGGCAUUAAUGGAGUAGGUAUUGAGAGUGUUUAACAGUACAAGUAUUUGGGUACUGUUUUGAAUAACAAAUUGUCAUUUUCUCCCAAUACUGAGGUUUUGUGCAAGAGGGGGCAGCAAAGAUUUUUUUGCUUGCAGAAAGUUCAUUUAAUGUAACAAAACAUUGAUGUGCAUGUCUUUUUCAUUGUUGUGCUGGUUUAAUUCUCUAAAUGUGAAAAACAAGAAUUGUCUUGAGAGGUUUGUAAACCAGGGAAGUGAAAUAACGGGGAGGAAGCAGAUGACUAUGGGCCAGUUAUAUCAUAGACAAAUUUUGGGGAAAGCCCGGGGUCUCAUUUAUAAAACUCUCCGUAAAUUGCAUCCUAAAAAUGUACGUAUGCUCAAAAGCUAGUAUGCCAGAACCUGUGCAAUAAUCCGUUUAUAAAUCCCAGUCAGAGAAAGAUUGUGCACACAUGCAUCUCCAUCCUGAUAUCACCAUAUUUAGAGCUUUCAGCGUCUAGUUUUACUAUGCAUAACCUCAUCUGCAUAUCAUUUCCAUGCAUGUUCCCAUCCACGUGACACAUGUUUAUAUUAAUAAUUUGGGUGUAUUUUAAUGUUCAUAUUUGUGCUUUCUUUCAAAAUAAAUGAACUGAAUUCAUCUUGAGUCUGUAUUCAUCAUUCACAGCUGUUGAAACAGCCUUGAACACCUUAAGUGUUACCCCCCCAUUUUUGAAUA